This is a messenger RNA of Magallana angulata, 1818 nucleotides long. RefSeq lists its product as uncharacterized. The coding region runs from base 189 to 698 and encodes 169 amino acids. The record is from RefSeq and is a predicted model, not a curated record. Lineage: Eukaryota; Metazoa; Mollusca; Bivalvia; Ostreida; Ostreidae. The transcript is spliced from 6 exons.
UGCGACGAGCGUUUAUCCAAUGGGAGACUUGAGGAAGCUUUGUUGUUUGGUGUUUCCUAGCUACCGCUGGGAUGAUAAUCAAACACCUGAACAGCUAGAACUCCGCAGAAGAGCCCAGGUGCCGCUGUAUCUCACAAGUUCGACUCUCAGCUGUCGCCCUGUGUCGUAUUAGAAGCUAUCAAACCAACAUGGCCGUGACUAACUACGCAAUCGCCAUCUGCCUGUUAGCAGCUACCUUUACUCCUGUUCAACUUGCAUCAACCACGGAGGCUGCAACAUCUGAAGCUUCGACGACGGCAGCGGCGUCUACGGCAGAACAAUCAACCACAGCGGCAGCAGCUGCAGCUACGACAGCUGCAAGGAAUAUAAGUUGUUAUUCACGUUCCUGUGAAGUAAAAGGUUGUUUACAAGCAGCUACUUCUAAUACUUCAAUCACCGUGGAAAAAUGUACUACCGCCGGAAACUGCUUUGUAAAACAAACAGCUAACACCACUUACACCAAGGAAGAAGCUGGAUGUGACACUUCAGCAUGCGCCACUACCAUCCAAACUACCGGCGACGAAAAGAAAAUCUGCUGCACCACAGAAAAUUGCAAUGGGGAUACGAAUGCCUUUAAGUCACAAUCAAACGCGCCACCUUUGUCAUACAAAACUGCGAUUGUUAUAUCUUUCUUCAUUCUGUGUCUCAACAGAUUUUGAAAUAUAGAAUCGAUGAUAUAAUUUACCCCCCCCCCCCCUCCCUACUGUUAUCUUUCCUACCUUUUUAUGUUUCAAAGAGGGUUUUAUUUAAAUUACACAUGAUGUGAAAUUUAAACAUGUAUUUAUUUAAUUGCUUUAUUUGGCUGAUAAUAAAUUAAUGAAAGUAAUGUCUAAAAAUUAAAUGUCAACCAAUUCAGUAUUAAUAUCUAAAAUUUUUUUUACUUGAAAUCAAUUCUUAUUUCUAUUUUUAUAUUGGUGCAGUACCAAGUGCAUGCAACUAAUUUAUAUACUUUUAACAAUGUUAUAUUCUUUUCAUAUUUCGAUUUAAUGUCCAAGUUGUUUCGUUUUUCGUUGGGCUGGGGUAAAACAUCGUUUAAUUCCUCAAGGAAUCGUUUUCGAAACCAAUAUCAGCGCGUAAUUUUCUGAAACAAAAUCAAAAUUUAUUUAAUAAAAAUAAGAAAGAUUUGUAUGUAGCUUAUAUUUUUGGCAACAUUUUUGGCAACAUUUUACGAAAAAUAUUUGAUUAAAAAUAGUGAAAAAGAUAAGAAUGGCGCAAUUAGUGACCUAUACUGCAAUCACAAUAUUCCUUGAUAUAUCAAUGAAGAGUUUUAUUAAACUUAAUAGGACAUAUUUACGUUGUUGACCUGACAACAAUGAAAAUGACAAAUUUUGUAAGAAUGUCUUUCAAAAGAUUCCUGAAUAGUUUUAUGAAGUGUCAGUCUAAUUAUUGCACUGAAAACAUAUAUGACGGAAUCGAAUUAAUGUUUGUAUGUUUUUAUAUAUUUAAACGUUUGCAACGAUAUAUGCUGAUUUAUGCACGAUAUACAAUUGUAUUGAUAAACUGUAUCUCUGUUGUUUUAUGCUUUUUAUUAGAUAAGUUUUGUCUUCAUCUUAUAUUGGAAGUUAAAUCAAAGUUAGUGUCAUAUCAUGGAACAUACUAUUUAGAUGUUGGUUUAUGAAAAUCACUAAAACAGAAAAGUAAAAAGGAAAUAAUGUGUGACUAAAAAGAACUUGAUUGUUUUGUUUAAUAUAUAAUACAGCGUUGUUACAUAAAAUUAAAAAAAAUGUAUCUUGUUUUUAUUUUCAAGCUGAACUAAAAAUAAACUUAAACAUAUUUGAG